GGCUCUCCGAAUAGCUUGGCAUAUUAAAACAGAAAUGUAAUUGUGACACCACUAGAACGAUGCAGCUUUCGACAAUGGCUACGACGACAACCGUACACCGGCGGCGCUGACUCGUUGACAUAUUGGCUGGCUGUUUUCGCUGGUUGCUUCCGUUUCUAGUAAACGCAACGUUCUAGUUGAGACGAACCGCUCUAGCAAUCUGGUUGAAAAUUCUUUGCAGUACUUCUGUUACGAAUUGUGCGUUCACAAGAACACCACCCGCACACCCGCCCAUCUGUUCAUGGACUUAGGAGCAGCAGCAUAUCCGUCAUUUAUGAAAACAAAGUAAUACAGCAGUUUAUUGGAACAAUCAAAUACGACUUAAAGCACCGUACAGAGGGAAGGAAAAUCAUUUUUGGAAAAACAAUUUGUACGCAAAGUGCAAGCCCAUUGUGCAUACAAAAAACAAGACAAAACGGCAGAGCAACAAAACAGCUAUAACAACACAAACAAAACGAUAACGAAUCGUAAGAGUGAUAGUAUAGUGAAAUAAUAAAAUCAGGCACAACGACGUCUACAACAGUGGCAACCACGGCGUUCACAUCGGAUACGCCGAAUCAACAACAAAUCUCACGACAACGUCGGCGGGCAGUCGUCCCGCUACCGCAAUUCACCACCACAACUACCAGUCGUGUCGGACGACGCGUGCGCCUACCCGUGCACCUCGCGACGUCGGUAACGGCCACUAUAAGAACGGGAACGUCAUCCACGCUGGGUCCAAAAAAAUUGCGAAGUUUGCGAAAUUUGCGAAAUUUACUGUCGCGCGGCAAAAGAAAACACCUCAGAGUGCGCAGUGCUUCAAGUGGCCAAGCUCAGCACAACUACACUAAUACCAAUAGGAAUAACAUUCAAAGUUGUAUUGAAAGCAAUAGCAACAGCACAAGUGAAGACGGGAUGAAAGUAAAGGAGCGCAAUAAGGUGGUGGUGACAGAUAAGAAUGUAGAUGAAAUGGAUGAAGUGGAGGAGGUGGAAGAUAUGGAUGAAAUCGAAGAUGAUGAACCGAUGAACGGAACAGGCGCCAAUGCCUAUAGGUUUGAAAAUCGCCCCAAACCAGCCACAUCGCAUCCUGCCCACGAAAAGAUGUUGUACGACACGCGUAUUCGUCGGAAAAAUGUACUGGCGCUUAACGAGAAGGUAGCAGCAAUUCGCGAGUAUGAGAAAUCACCGGUCUAUAAGCGAGUUGGGCGCAUUUUUCACUGCAGUCCCGAUCAGAUAAAGCGUAUAGUGCAGCAGAAGGAGAGCAUACUCGAAGCUUGGAAACAACGUACGCGCCGCUGCCACGACGCGAAAACCCUCGAGAUGAAAGUAGUACGCGUUUCGAUGCUGGGCAAGGCUGUCUUUGAUUGGCUGCGUCGAAUGAUUUACUACCAAGACAUACAAAUAACCGAUGGACUCAUACAGAAGACAGCAUUGCAAUUCAAAAGCGCAAUGGGUUUGCAGAACUUCUUUCCCCAUCAGGAUUGGUGUGAUAAAUUCCGACAAACGUAUAAAAUCCACACAACAGAUAGCAAAUUACUGAAAAUUGGCUACACGCAAGGCUAUUCCGUGCAAAUUAAAGAUGUCAUGAAGGACGUGCUUAACGAGUGUACACCGGAUGUGACCAAGGAUCCGUUGGUCGAUGACGAUAAUGAUGUUGAAGAAAUUAGGGAAGAAUGUGAAAACACAGAAAAUGCGAAUGUGCAUGAAGGCGAUGGCGAUAAGGAAGUGUCGGCGAAACGCAGACGUUUAAAAUCGAGCGCACUUAUAAAUACCACUAAAAGCAGUGCUGCUGGCUGUGCGUCGAAUGCGGCGAGCGGUACCUUAAAUGCAGCUGGCAAAGCGAUCGUUAAUCGCAUAAAUGUCUCUAAAUUCAAUUUAAAUACGCCAAAAAGCAACGCAACCGACAAUAAUGAAAAUAAGAGUGCUGCACAACCGGCGUUGCAAAAGGUGGCACCCCCACAGCUGCCACCAUUACGUCAACUGGUCGCAUUGCCGCUGCAGGGCAACGUCGCAGGUAUGCCACAGAAAGUACUCGUUGCUACGCCAAUUACGCCUGCUGGUCAGGUGCCAGGCACGAAACCCAUGACAAUGACAAUCAUUCCACUAGCAACUAUAGCGCAGUCUCAAUGUAUGCAACCGGCAUCGGUAGCAACUUCAGCAGCAGCUACAACUACGACUGCACCCACGCUGACCGCCGCACUAGCAACAAGCACAGCAACUGCAAUCACCCCCGCUUCAGACGCUGAAAAGUCGACUGUGCCAACACCUUUGUUAGAUAUCAAAAAGGAAAUCAAACAGGAGCCAGUUGAAAUUAAGCAAGAGUAUAUUUCGGAUGCUGAAGGAGAUGAGGAGGAAGAGGUAGGAAAAAAGCAGCAACAAAAUGCAACUACUACGCAGUCAACUGUCAGCACGCAAGAUAAUCAAAAGGGGAAUACUCAUGAUUUUAACAUUGACGGUGAUGCAACAUCGUCCGGCAGUGGAACGGAUGUGGAAGAUCGUGUUGUUGUAGAGCCAGGAUGUGCUGAUGAUGAAAAUAUAGCUUUAGCAAAUUUGCGACGACUCAUACAGAGUCAGGGUAAAAUUGUUCCAAUCGCAACGUCAGCAUCGGCGAUCAUGCGUCCUACGAAAACUACAUCAUCUGUACCUCCAUUGUCACCAAAACCCAAUUUGUCACUAGGAGCUUUAGCGCCACUCACCGCUAUCACAGCCGAUCGUCAAAAUUUACCAACAUCAACGACUGCCAUUACUUGCAUACCUGCCGCAAACAUUUCUGCCAUGACCAGGUCAUUGAGUUUUACACCUCCAUUACCGCCUCUAACAAAAGCACCAGAUGCCGUUAUAAAUCGACUGGCGCAUAAGCGAAAACAAGCCACAAAUAAUAUGCCACUGCUGCCGCCCAUCAAAAGUUGUUACGAGGCGCGUAAAUACCUAAAGCUAUUGGAAGAUUUUGCGCUGGUCAAAGAAAAUUUUAGGUUGAUCGGUUUGAUAACACGCGCCGACGAAGUAUUGCGGGAGCUGGACGGUGACGAUGAUGUGGAUGUGGAUUGAGGGAUUUUACACUUUAUAAGCAUGUAAUAUAUGCAUUAACUAAUACUUAUACAAUUAAUAUACAUACAUACAUCUAUAAGUAUAUAUGGGUAUAGCCUUUUCUAUGAAUACCAAAGCCGGUAAUUGUUGCCAUAGUUUGUAAGUGCAGUGAAGAAAAUGUACAUAUAUAUUCAUGUAUGAGAAAUGUGAAUAACUCGCUAUAUCGAAGUUUACUAUAUACGUAAAUAUGUAGAAAAGAGCUAGAAUUGUAGUUACAUAUGUAAGUACUAAUAUGGAUUUGUUUUUAUUUUAAUUUAUCUUUACAUGAAAUAUUUACUAUUUGGUUUUUUUCUAAGAACUGAAGAUUUUUAUUUUUUCACACUUGACAUCUAACUGUAUGGUAAUAUAUAAUAUUAAAUAUUUCUUGUACAUAUGUACAUAUGUAUGUGUGUAUGUACAUACAUAUAUGGAUGCUAACAAUCCACGGCUUAUCAUUAAAAAACUGAAUAAAACCACAUACAUAAAUAAAUGUAUGUUAGAAAGUAAA
Molecule: messenger RNA, 3592 nt
Organism: Anastrepha obliqua
Lineage: Eukaryota; Metazoa; Arthropoda; Insecta; Diptera; Tephritidae
Gene: ebd1
Exons: 3
Coding region: 934-3066 (710 amino acids)
Molecular function (GO): DNA binding
Source: RefSeq, a predicted model, not a curated record